Molecule: messenger RNA, 839 nt
Organism: Pieris rapae (cabbage white)
Lineage: Eukaryota; Metazoa; Arthropoda; Insecta; Lepidoptera; Pieridae
Exons: 3
Coding region: 272-796 (174 amino acids)
Source: RefSeq, a predicted model, not a curated record
UUGUUCAACGUGUUAGUGCUAUUUGUGAUUGAUAUGCUAAUUAGUGAGAUAGUAAUGCACUAGGACUUCAUACUGGUCCCACUCAUAGAAAAUUGUGAAGAUGGCCUUUGUGUAUCCGGGGCAUACAAACUUUGUAUUAAGACACAAUUAAAGAAAGUUAUCGAUUUUACUGUUGCUGAAUUGCAAUUAAUUUCAAUUUGUUGUGCCAGUUAAUGUUUUUAAUUAAAUAUGUAUUGUGAGGUUGGUGACGGGCGCUCCUGCACCUCUUCAAAUGACAAUUGAAUGCGGCUCUGAUGAGAAUCGUUCAUCAGCAAAAUCUAAGUCAGCUGAGUUAUCAAAUGGCAACACAGACCUUGACAUGAAUUCCUUCUGCAAUUUAAUUCAGAAAGCAAUACCAAAGGCAGUAGAAGACGGCAAAUUUAUCAUAGAACCAGAUACGGACGACGAUCUCACUGUCGAUAGUAAUAAUAUUAUCAGUUCAGCAGUGAGCCCACCAAGUGGCUUUAUUCCCAGAUUUUCAAAACCGAAAAUAUCAAAGCUAAAAAUUCCUAGACUAAAUGCUCCAAGGUUAAAACCACUAGAAAUAGGAAAGGCUCCGAAAGUAGGAGUCCCAAUGAAGCUCACAAUGCUAAGAAAAGUGUUAGAUGAAGAAACUAGUGCCGAAAGGAUGGAACGAUUCAAAAAUGGUGUACAAAAAAUGUUGCAUGUUGUUAAAGUGUUAGGACAGAUUGACCAGUAUUUAUCAGAGCGGACUAGAAUUGUUAUUGAUAAACUAUCUAAAACUUUUAUGGAAUGAUACUGUGAUUUAGUUAUGUAAAUAUAAAAUAGUUAUAUUGUAA